AUGUCAUUGCGCGGCCCCAUGCGGCGGUCGCAUCUCCGGCAGGUCAGCGCGGCGAGCCUGGAAAGCAAUUCCACCCACUCACUGGAGGCUUCUCAUCACUGCGAUGACAAUGAUACGACCACAGACGAGAGAACCGUCCGGCUGUCUACAACCAGCCUCACUCGGCACCAAUGUGCUCUCUGGGUUCAUGAUGAAAUGUUCUCGCGUGAAGAGGUUUUGUUGAACCCAUCGGCUUGCGGCGAAUCUGGGGUCCAAGUCGGAGAUGUUGUCGAGAUCCUGCCCGUCCGGGCACCUGGCGAUAUGGGCAAUUACUCUCUCAAAUCCGAGGUGGGCUCAAAAUCUACACGUGAAAGCCACACCGAGAUCAACUCAUCAUCUCAGGCGGAUGGUCCUUCGAAAUUCAAGACUCCCUUGCAGAGCCGUUGUCUCUUCGUGGUGAAAGCGCUCCCACCGGAAAUCAAGACUCGUCAUCCGCAGCUUGAAAUUUCUGUGACCAACAGUGUUGCCAAUAUUUUUGGCUUCAAGAACAGGACGCAGGUUCUACUUUCAAUUGUUGAUCGCGAGCAAUGUGCGACGUCUCAUGUUGAUAUCGCGUUUCGCGACCAGUACAUGGUUCGCUCUGAUAUGUGGAGACUCGUCAUGUCAGAGCUAGCCGAUAAAAUUGUCUAUAAGGGACAAAAGGUUAUCUUCAUGGGAAGCAUUAAAGCCACUGUUAAAAACAUAUUCAUCCGAGAGAAGAAGUGCCUCUCCGGAUACUUUGCACCGUGUACUAUCCCUGUCUUCCGAAGCGAGUCUGCCAAAUAUGUCCUGUUCAUUCAGAUGUCAAGGGAAAUGUGGGAUUUUGAUGCUGAAGGCACCGGUGACAUCUUGUUCAGUCGAGUUAUUAACGGAUUUCUGCCGGAGCUCUUCAAGAGAUGGGCGAACUCUGACGCCAAGCAUCUGGUGACUAUUGUCUUGUUCACUCGAGUGGAAUAUGAUGCGCCCACUCACCCAAGCAUGGCUAAACUCAGCGCUGGAAAUGUGAGCAGUAGCUCUGGGCCGAACAAGAAUCCCACUCGUGACUUCUAUCGUGUGGUAGUCAAUGAUAUGGCAAGUGGUCACUGGACGACCAUUCUUGAUGAACUUAAAAAAGAAUUCAGAACCUUUUUGCGGGAUGUUUCAAUCCUAAAAUCGGAUGACAUUGAGGCUGCAUCUGGAAGUGGAAUCAAGAUACCUUCUAAACCGCACAUGGCAACCAUUGCUGGACGUCCGACUAUGGCAUUACGAGGAAAUAUUUUGGAGGCAAUCCAUCUUGCCUCUGCUCAUUUGGCUUUCGAUCACAUCGAUCGGGACAUGGUACACACUGGCACUUCAAUUAUCGUCAUCACACCUGGUAGUGGUGUUUUCGAGGUCUCCUACGAGUCAUUGGCUUCUACAACAGAGGCACUUGCAAAUCGUGGCAUAGCCAUUGACUUGGUUUGUUUGAGUCCGAUGCCUCUUCACUCUGUGCCAUUAUUCAAAUACAAGGAACCCGUGGAGCAGCCACAGCCACCUGGCGUUGCGGAGGAUUCUAGUCCUAUUGACAUUCGAAGGAAUCUCCCUUCACCUGAGAUACAUCAUUCGCUGUCGAGUGUUCUGAGCAGAUCAUCUUACCUCUCUCCGAGCUCAUAUCUUUCUGCAACGAGAAUGAGGGAACGUGCGACUCCUCAGACCAAAGAGUGGAGCUACGGUAUCCCACAUUGGCUUGAUAUAUCCUAUUGGAACCCUGAAACAUACCGAGAGGCCCGAAGAAUCCUGAAAAAAGAUCCGAACGCCCCGAUUUCGUCAACUGUCACUCGGCUAUCAAAGGCAUUUACUCCACGAGUACGGAUGUAUGAGAUUCAAAUGAUGGGUGUCAUGGAAAGUGAACAAUCAAACAUUUCAAUCCCUUAUCUUGUCGAAGGUCGUGGUGGAUUGAGGCCUCGUGUUCCCUGGCCCGGAUAUGGCCAGUCAAGUUGGCCUCUCCCGAAUAUUCAUUUUGCCAACUUAUCGCCUCUGAAAGCGCCAUAUGGUGAAAGUUUACGACCAGGAUCUUUCAUCCAGAAUGCCGCUCAGCACACGGCAGAUUCACAAACACAAGAACCGCAGAGUACACGGAAGUCCGUAAUGGCUUGGAUGGAUCAAUACGACGAUAAUCUUUAUAAUGUCUCCCCAAAAAAGCGUCAAAUUCACAGAUCAACCAAACAAAAGCGACCUAGUGAAACAGAGGUCCAAGCCGCUGCCGCUGGAGUGCACGAACGACUUUCCGCUCGCUCGAUUAUGCGACUCCGUGAUCAUGAAACAAACCCAGCGGAGGACGAUGAGUCUUCGCUGCCGGGACCUCGAAGAAUUGAUUCCAUGCAAGCGACGGCACCUAAAGCUCCGGACUCGACCGUGUCUCCCAAGAAGCCGGCAUUGAAGAAGGCACCAGCACCAAAGACCUCGCGGAUUUCUAAAACCAUUAGCUUCGCGCUUCGGGGUUUAAUUUCCACUCCCCCAAGAGCCCAAGCAAGCACAGGAAUCAAUGUGGAGCAUGCGAGCGCUUUGCCAGCUGUGGGAUUAUCCAGAACUCCAGCUGGGUCAAUCUCUGACUCAAAGAGCAUUACUUCCUUGAGUCCGUCAGAAACAAUGUCAACUCAAACUGCCAUUGAUGUACGAUCAAGACCCCCUUCGCCGGGAAAGCCCUCACAGCCUCAUUCCAAGCCAAUUUCUAUCAAAAUACCCCCAAAAAAUCCGCCAAAGGAAUUAGAGCGACCAGAGCGUGUGGGGACACAUGGAUCAGUGCCGACAUCUACAGCAGAGAUACCGGCCCAUGAAGUAGGUCGUGAUCAAAAUGAAGGCUCUUAUCGGGAUCACAAGAUUGAGAUCAAAGUCAACCACAAUCCACGCGAGCCAUUUGUGCGCAACUCAUCAAGUAAAGCUUUGUCCCCUUGGGUUCGCUCGGUCAAUCCUUGCAACACUCCCAGGGAUGUGCUGAGAGACACUAGUUGGUUUGGCCGUUGGCAACACGCUUAUCCUCGGCCACCACAUGUGGCUGUUGUCAAGUGGAAAAGUUUGAAAUCACCUGCAGUGCUCCCAUUGACAACUGAGGAACUACCAACCUCGAGUGUGCUUGCCUCGGAGUAUCUGCAGACUCCAUAUCGUGUUUUUCCGAAUGAAGACUCCGAGGGUAUAGAAGCACCCAAGACACGGGGUGUUCUCAUACGAGAAAUGAUCUCAUUGCGACUCUCUCAUGGCUUCCAGAUCGUCGUUGGAAAGAAGGUAGCUGAGGUAUCAGGACAGCCCGCCCUUGAAUCAUUAAAUGUCUUUGAUUCUCGAGGACUAGAGCGAGACGGCUUGACUGUGUUCUUAUCCAAGGGCAACACUAUUCACCGACUUGUCUGCGUUCAAGGCGGAGAGGUUGAAGUAACAAGGUUUACGCAUCAAAACUCUGCUAUGCUCAUAUCGCCUAAGAGAGCCACGUUUACCCUCUACCAACCAGCCAUGAAAACGAUAUUAAGCCCGGAAUACGAGAUCAAAGACAUUAAACUAGACCCAACCGCAGAAGAGUACAACUGGAACUACGCCGACAACUACGUGGCUGGUCAUCGAGACUACCUCCAGAAUCCAUCACAACAACUGCAUUUCUGGCGAGUUCGAUAUGUGCUCAUCCCGCUCCAACUGUAUCCCAGUUCUCGACGCCAUCUACAGUCUUAUAAUGAGGACAACGAGGAAGAGAUUCAUCUGCUUGGUAUCAACCAACUGACCCAUAUUUGGCAACGGUACAAGUACGUGUCGCCGGAAGAAAAGCUGUUCGAGACUUCGAAUCCCAAGACAGACCAAAACCCGCUUAAUAUCAUGUAUCAAACACGCAAUCCAUCGGAAAUUGUUACUGCAGAACUGGAUCGAUUGCUUCUCACGGAUCCAGGUCUUGACAACGCCCCUGCUCAGCUCUUGCCCGAGUCGGAGCUGCUGGAGAGAUCAUCAUGCAUUAGUCUUUCAUCAUUGGCCCAAAUUAUCCAAGGCGAGAAGGGCGUACGCAUGAUGGAUCGACGCUGGCAUUGGAGACUGCAUUACAAUUGUUUUAUCGGCUUUGAAUUUACCACUUGGCUUUUGCAAAACUUCCGAGAUAUAGAUACCCGCGAAGAAGCAGUCGAGUUCGGCAACGAGUUGCUUAAACAUGGUCUCUUCCAGCAUGUGGAGAAGAGACAUAAUUUCCGAGAUGGCAAUUACUUCUAUCAGGUCUGCGCCGAUUACCGCGUCACUCGUCCAGAAUCUCGAGGAAGUUGGUUCCCUCAACUCAGAGCAGCAGACAAGUCGAUACCUUCCACCCCAGCCAUUGGAACUGUAAAGGACUCUCCUGCCAGUCUCCACGCGCGAUCUGACAGCAUAGACGAGCGUAUACCACAAACUCCCAAUACUCCCUCCAAGGCCAAGAAUAAGGUCGCCAUCAUGUUGUCCAAAUCUAUGAAAUAUGAUGUCGAUCCGCGCAAACGAUCCAACCGACCAGAAGUCAUCGAUCUUCACUAUGACCGAUUGCACAAUCCUGAGAACUGUUUCCACAUCGAGCUUAGCUGGAUGAGCACGACUCCCAAGCUGAUUGAAGACACGAUACUCUCAUGGGCCUCGACCGCCGAGAAAUUCGGCCUCAAGCUUGUGCAAGUACCGAUCUCUGAAGGCUGCGCCAUUGACAAAACCCAGCCAUUCCGCAAACCUUACGAAAUCAAAUUGAAGCUCCCACCACCAAAGGCACCCCUUCACACCGUAUUCAACAACGCUUCAUUUGCGCAACCAGGUCCCCCAGACCCCCAUUUCUAUCAGAAGGCCAUUCUACGCAAGUUCGACUUUGUCCUAGAUUUCGAAGCUUGCUCCGCAUUCCCAGUAGACGUGGAAGUCUCCUAUUCAUGGGGAAAGCCAGACUACCUGUACCCACAGUUCAUCCACCGAACUGGCAGCAUCCUAGCCCAGAUCACCAACGAAGGCGACUUCCUCCUACUCGCCAACCGACUCGUGAGCACGCGCGGAACAGCCGGUCGCGACGCAAAUCGCUUCGAGCACACUCGCCCGGACUUCCGAGGCCGCACCACCACCACGCACGAUAACCUGGACCGACUCUCGCCUCGUCUGUCCCCAGUCACACGGCCUGUGCACGACAUCGGCAGCCCGAUGCUCGGAUCCCAUACCUCCAGUAUUGACUCUGCCAGUCUCUACCGCGCCCCGGAGCACAUCCUCAGCAGCCUGGCUGAAUUCUGUGGCGAUGAAGCCCAGCUGAGGCAGUUUUACUCGGAGUCGCAUGGUCGUCCCGCUUCAACAAAGGUGGAGCCUGCCACGACGAACCUGAUGGAUGCAUCUAUCCCGUCACUGGAGCUUCCAGCUAGCGUAGUCAGUCAUCAUAUCUCUCCGCCGCCGGGACUGCCAUCUCGUGUGACGCAUGAUUCGCGUGACAGCUUGAAGUCGCCCGAGAUUACGCGGGCUAGGGCUCGCGCUGAAAGUCUCAGCUAUAAGGGUAGCCCUCGAAGUGGCAGUUUGCGACCUUUGAUCUAA
Penicillium nucicola is the source of this 5520-nucleotide messenger RNA. It is a transcript of the gene iml1, whose product is annotated as GTPase-activating protein IML1. Gene Ontology annotation, cellular component: GATOR1 complex. The transcript has a single exon. Gene Ontology annotation, biological process: negative regulation of TORC1 signaling; intracellular signal transduction; positive regulation of autophagy. Lineage: Eukaryota; Fungi; Ascomycota; Eurotiomycetes; Eurotiales; Aspergillaceae. Gene Ontology annotation, molecular function: GTPase activator activity. The record is from RefSeq and is a predicted model, not a curated record. Bases 1 to 5520 code for a protein of 1839 amino acids.